Molecule: messenger RNA, 3704 nt
Organism: Salvelinus fontinalis (brook trout)
Lineage: Eukaryota; Metazoa; Chordata; Actinopteri; Salmoniformes; Salmonidae
Product: tyrosine-protein kinase Fyn-like
Biological process (GO): cell surface receptor protein tyrosine kinase signaling pathway; protein phosphorylation; cell differentiation
Cellular component (GO): extrinsic component of cytoplasmic side of plasma membrane
Molecular function (GO): ATP binding; non-membrane spanning protein tyrosine kinase activity; signaling receptor binding
Source: RefSeq, a predicted model, not a curated record
UUAGUUUAAUUGUGGCCCUGCAAAGACAACGCCAUCACACUCAUCAGCUACAGCGAGGGAGUGGGGCAGCACGAAGAUAGCUCUGGAUUUCUGCAAGCUAUUUGGCCAUUAUUUUCACAAAAACUAUAAGCGUCUGUCUCAUCUACAACUGCAAUGGAAUACAUUCGUCCGGUUAAUUAAACGCCUUCGAAUCGGGCCUGUUUUUUGUUGUUGUUGCGCUGCACAAAGCAAUGUGGAGUAAAUAAAUAUCCUGAUACGCUGAAACCAGAGAAUAUAGAUGAUGGGCUGUGUGCAAUGCAAGGAUAAAGAAGCAACGAAACUCACGGACGACCGAGACACCAGCAUCUCCCAGAGUGCCGCGGGCUACCGCUAUGGCGCCGACCCCACGCCACAGCACCAGCACUACCCCAGCUUCGGGGUCACCGCCAUCCCAAACUUCAACAACUUCCAGGCACCCGUUGGCCAGGGGAUAACUGUUUUCGGGGGGGUCCACACCUCCUCCCACACAGGGACCCUCCGCACCCGUGGCGGAACAGGAGUCACCCUCUUCGUGGCACUUUACGACUACGAGGCCCGAACAGAGGACGACCUCAGCUUCAGGAAAGGGGAGAAGUUUCAGAUCAUCAACAGCACUAAUUACGUGGCUCCAGUGGACUCCAUCCAGGCUGAGGACUGGUACUUUGGGAAACUGGGCCGGAAGGAUGCAGAGAGGCAACUUCUGUUCACUGGCAAUCCCCGCGGCACCUAUCUCAUCAGGGAGAGUGAAACCACUAAAGGGGCCUUCUCCCUGUCCAUACGAGACUGGGAUGACGUGAAGGGGGACCACGUGAAGCAUUAUAAGAUCCGUAAACUGGACAGUGGCGGUUACUACAUCACCACCAGGGCUCAGUUUGAGACCCUGCAGCAGCUGGUACAGCACUACUCAGAGCGGGCCGCGGGGCUGUGCUGUCGCUUGGUGGUGCCCUGCCACAAAGGGAUGCCCCGCCUCACCGACCUGUCCGUCAAAACCAAAGACGUGUGGGAGAUCCCCCGGGAGUCACUGCAGCUCAUCAAGCGUCUGGGGAAUGGGCAGUUUGGGGAGGUCUGGAUGGAGAGUGCGGAUGGUUUGUGCUUUAAUUUAACGGGUGUGUGUGUGAACUGCACCCCUGAUACUAUGGGCCUGACUCACGAUUCCUGGGAAAUCGCCAGAGACUCACUUGAGUUCGAAGUAAAGCUGGGGGCGGGAUGUUUUGCUGAGGUGUGGUGUGGAACGUGGAACGGCACCACUAAGGUGGCGGUGAAGACGCUGAAGCCGGGCACCAUGUCUCCUGAGUCCUUCCUGGAAGAAGCCCAGAUCAUGAAGAAGCUCCGGCAUGACAAGCUGGUGCAGCUCUACGCUGUGGUGUCUGAGGAACCCAUCUACAUCGUCACUGAGUACAUGGGCAAAGGAAGCCUUCUGGAUUUCCUGAAGGACGGGGAGGGACGAGGACUGAAACUACCCAAUCUGGUUGACAUGGCAGCCCAGGUGGCAGCAGGCAUGGCGUACAUCGAGAGGAUGAACUACAUCCACAGAGACCUGCGCUCGGCUAACAUCCUGGUCGGGGACAACCUGGUAUGUAAGAUCGCCGACUUCGGACUGGCCAGGCUGAUUGAGGACAACGAGUACACAGCACGGCAAGGUGCUAAGUUCCCGAUUAAGUGGACGGCCCCGGAGGCUGCGCUGUACGGAAAGUUCACCAUCAAGUCCGACGUGUGGUCGUUUGGCAUCCUGCUCACAGAGCUGGUCACCAAGGGACGUGUACCCUACCCAGGGAUGAACAACCGGGAGGUGCUGGAGCAAGUGGAGCGAGGCUACAGGAUGCCCUGUCCACAGGACUGCCCCAUCUCCCUCCACGAGCUCAUGGUGCAGUGCUGGAAGAAGGACGCCGAGGAGAGGCCCACCUUCGAGUACCUGCAGGCCUUCCUGGAGGACUACUUCACAGCCACGGAGCCGCAGUACCAGCCAGGGGACAACCUCUAAACACAGAGCUCUGGGCUGGGACUGGACUGAACCGUAGUUCUCUGGAGCCACACCAGGGACCUGUACAUCUUCCUCAGCUCAACAGAGCAUCUUGUCUCAACUCUCCUCCAGCUCACAACACUCUCAAACACUCUCCGUGGCAAACCUUGAGACAGACUCAACAGACCAGAGAUACCAGUUAGGAGGGAGGGAGGUUUGGGGGUGGUUGGGCUAGUUAUGAUGUAAUGAAAUGCCUGUAUUCAAUGUAAAUAUGAACAGCUAGUCUGCUUAACUUUUGGUUUAUGUUUUGGUGGUUUGUUUGCUUCUGAUGGCAUUUUGACUGAUUUUCUCCAUGAUGAUGAUGAUGAUGGUAAAGAACAUGGUCAAUGAAGAUGAUAAUUUCAAAAGUGCACCAUGAGACCAUGAUAUCUUGUCACUUCUAAUCCUGAAUAUACAGGACAUGUCUAUCAAAGCUAAUAUUUUUUAUUAUUAUUUUGGGGGCAAUUUAAUGAACACCAUUAAUUAUUUAUUUCAUUUUUGCGGUUUUGCGGUUUUGCUCAUGUAUAAUAAUAAAUAAGAGCCCCAGUCCUGAGUGUAUCGCCUCAGUGUAUAAAUAAUUUUGGGGGCAAAGUCGUCUGUUUUACAGGGACUUGAGGCAAGCAUGACAAAAUACUCCGUAGAGAUUUCUUUUGCACCUCAUGAAUUUAGUUUGAGAUGAUUUUGCUUUUAUUUUGUUCAUCCUUGUAAAAUAGUUUUGUCCUCCUCAAAGUAAUAGAUGUUAGGCUAAGGCCGUAACAAAGUUAUUUUACAAAUAAUGUAUGUUACAUUUUGUAAUUACAGCCAAAUGUGUGCGAAUUAUACUUUUGAACAUAUCUCUUCUCGCUUACCAGGUUUUAAGAAAAAUAAAUAAUGGGGGAUAAAAUUGGUCUUUCCAGGUAUUAUUUAGUGUAUACUGGAAGGACAUGGUGUUUAUUUAAGAAGAGAAAGAUGUUCAUCUCUGCUUUUAAUGGUCUUAUUUUAACUUGUAUACGGAGUUCCAUUUUAACAGCCAUUCCAAGGCAUCUAUCUCAUGGUCCUUGUUUCCUCCAUGCUGUGAAGCCAUGCACGGGGAAGUCUUAGUGGGUAAUGUCUCUUCCUCCCUCUGUGAACAGUGACAUGUCCCCAUCCACCUGCUCCUGAAACUCAUGUCCCACACUGUCUGUCGGUCUGUCUGUCUGUCUGUCUGCCUGUCUAUGCAGCACAGCACCACCAGUAGGAUCCUUCCUCAGCUCAUUUAUGGACCACUUCCUUUGGAGACGUUACCCACUAAGACUUCCUUUGGAUUACUUUACCUUUUUAUGUUUAAACUGACGUGGAUAUCUGAAGUCUUGCGUCUCCUGUUUCAGAGUAUGUUUUAUUUCACCUUAAAUGGAGAGAUCUUUGAGGAAUGGGGUGCAUUGUAUCUUCAGGGGGAACGUUGCAAAGACACUGGUGAAGCAGCCGGCUGUAAAGUUUGACCUUGUUUAAUCUAAAUGUAGUAUUUGUUCUUAUCUUACGAUAGUUUAAGUGCUAAUAAGGAUCUGUUUAAGAUUGAGCCCCCUCGUCGGUUUUACAGCUUAACAGUUUUAAAAGUGUCAGUAGCCUUCCUAGUUUAAUUCUUCGAUUUUUCCGUUAACAUUUUCUGUUUUGUUAAUUCCGUGAUUUGGCAUUUGAAACUCAAAAAGAACAAUAAACAUUUUACACUCUU